UCCUCUGAGCUAAGCAUCAAUUUUAAGUCAUGGACGGUCUGUUGAAUUCAAUAAUGGCACUAAUAACUUUAAAUGGUUGGCUGAUACUUGAGAGCUGCUGUACAGAAUUCUUUCCUCAGUAAUAAAACGCAGUGCAGUGCAUCGCCGGUCGUCCUUUAAUCUCUAGACAGUUGCCUCGAGAGGCAAUUAACCACUGCUCUGUGAAGUACCAACAAGGCUGAUGUUAAAGUGGAAUUAAGGGUAACUAAAUCGUAAAAUAGCUAUAUCUAUUUUGUCAGGUAAACUCUUCAUCAAAGUGUUAAAGAUCAAACGAAUGGUAGACUUUCAACAACUAAAUGCUCUAUUUACACCGGUAAUUAGCCCCCCUGGGGUUAACGACAAAGACUCACCGUUUUAUCUUAAUCUUGCAGAUUUCAAGUUCUUCAAAGCAAGCUUUGUCUCUCAAUCAAGUUAAAGCGUACGGCAUCUAAGGAGUUUCUUAGCAUCGAUACGACGAUAAUACAUCCACUUUUGAAGAGUUAAAAGAAAACUUCGACCCACAUGAAGCAGGAUUUGAUAUCAGGGCACCAACAUGUUGUGUUGGAUACUUCUCAACCGCUUUCUUACUCGGCUCUACAGAGCGGCCUACUGAAAGCUUCAAGUUUGAUGGAUUUACGAAACCAAACUAUGAAUAAAUCACGAAAUCAGUCAAAGAGUGGUCGAUUUCCGACGUCUUUCAGACGAUUUUCAGAAACUUUUAAAGCAAUGAAAAGCUUCCCUAAAUCAAGUGGGACUACUAAGGAUAUCAGAAAUGGCAGUAUUUCGAGUGAUAGCGGCGAAGGAUCUCUUUCAGAUGGACAGUCAGCUACAAUCGAGACAGUAAAAAGUAUUUUACGGGGUUCUGAACAAUCACACCGGACACAAGGAGAAAGGAAAGAAAGCCUGAGUGGUGAAGAAGAUCAAGAGAAGACCGUCAAAAAAAACCCGAAACACUUAACAUUUAGAACGCAUCGAAGACUAAGCUCACCGGUCACGUCACCAACAAGGCAAACUUUUGCCCACGAGUUUCAGAACCUUGGCCAACAAGCACCUGCACCGAACGCAAACGUCGCAUAUCGACCGCGAUGGUCCUCCUUGCCUGACGCGUUAUUUGGAAGUGCUAAUCGGAUUGAAACCACGAAUAUCCGGGACUUGCGAGAUUUUGGUGUAGGCUGUUUCGAAGAGGAUGAAGAGGUAGGUCAAUACGGGAGUGAUGUCAAUGAUGUGGGCAAAUGCUUAAACUUGGCAUGUUCCCAGCCAAAGCAAGCCAAGUCUUCCGUGUUACUCAUUUCCGACCACAACAAGAACGAGCUAGAACUCAUAGAACUGAACAAACUGCUCGACAACAAAACACUCAAGACGUCAGCGGCCAUUCCUGACGAAGAAGGAAUGACAAUUCUCCACCGUGCGGUUCAGAGCGGUUUCGUAAACCUAACAAAGUUCCUAGUGAACAGUGGCGUGUCAACUGAAAUGCGUGAUCUCGAGCAAAGGACCCCACUUUGGUUAGCGUUAGAGAAAGACAAUUAUGAGUGCGCCGAGGUACUUGUUAGGCUCGGAGCAAAUGUGAACUGUACAAAGAAAGGCGGCAGAACGAUUUUGCACCAAAUGGCCGACGAAGGAAACUAUAAGGCAGUACAAUUUCUUGCGAAACACGGCUCUGACUUAAAUCUGGAGGAUGACAAAGGAUGGCCUGCAUUGCAUUACGCCUUGAAAAGGAAAGAUUUAAAAUGCGCUGCUCUUCUUAUGACGCAUGGUAUGAACAUUCAUCGCUAUACAGAGAAACGAAUACAAGAAUACUCCAUGUCUAUGGAGAUAGUAAACAUUGCUAAGGUCCGAUUGGACGUUACAAAGAAAAUCAAUAAUGAUUUAGGACCAGAAGUAACUGUCAUUUAAGGCGACUCGUGGUUCUUGGCACUUAACGUACACUGACUGCUAUUUGUUCAGCAAACCACGGUUAAUGCCAUACAAUACAUUGAGAGUGGUGUCAUUCUCUAAUGUAAAAUAAUUGUUUUGUCACCAAAUUAUGUGUAAGGGUUCCGUGACAAAUUCAAAGGCUUCCCUUGAACAUAUAUUGGCCCACAUUAUAAAAUCAAUGAUCACUGAUAGUUGGACAACCAAGGGGAAUUGUGAAUUUGCAAGAACAGAAUUUUGGCUUAUGAGAAAACUAUUGAAAUAUUUUAAUCUCGUGAAAGCCCUUAUUCCAAUGGCGCAGUUUAAAGCUGCCAAUAAUAGGAUUGUUAAGGAUUCAAUAAACUAACCUAAGAAGAAGAUUAAAGAUUUGUAGCGUGGUUCCGACAGCUCGAACUAUAUAUACAUCAAUAGAUCAAAGAUGAUUUUUAUUUACAGAUAAUAUGUCAAGAAAACGAUUAAUACAUAAUCACUAGAGAACUGGGAAAAUAAAGAAGCUUAAAAUAAAAUUUAUGUAGCUAUACAGUUACAACUUUUCAAAUAAACAUGGAACCUUUUAAGUAUAAUCACUUGAAUUCUUUGUCUAAGCCUAGCCUGGAACAAGGAAUAUCUUCGGGC
Molecule: messenger RNA, 2544 nt
Organism: Porites lobata
Lineage: Eukaryota; Metazoa; Cnidaria; Anthozoa; Scleractinia; Poritidae
Source: the annotation of a GenBank genome assembly